This is a messenger RNA of Caenorhabditis angaria, 1179 nucleotides long. Lineage: Eukaryota; Metazoa; Nematoda; Chromadorea; Rhabditida; Rhabditidae. The record is from the annotation of a GenBank genome assembly.
AUGAAAAACUUUGUUGGAUUUAUCAAUUUUCUUUGCGCUUCCAUAUUAAUUCCAACACUGGCUUUUACUAUAUUUUUAUUCUAUGAAGUUGGAGAAUUCAAGAGAGAUUCUAUGGAAGGAUUAGAUGAGUUUAAGGUUGGUAACUAAUAACAACGAUGCUCCGAUCUUACACCUCUUAAGAUCUACGCUGACGAUGCUUGGAAUCAAAUGUAUCCAAAAAGAAUUUCUCGAUCAACAAAAUCUCAUUGCCAAUGCGCGCUGCUUCCCUCAAAUUGCCCGCCUGGCCCACAAGGCCCACGUGGAAGACCGGGCCUUAAGGGAACAGAUGGCCCUCACGGCUUGCAAGGUCCAAAUGGUAAAAAUGGUGUAGAGUUCAAGAAGAUUUGGGAUGAAGAAGAUCGGAGUUGUAUUCCAUGUCAGCCUGGAGAACUUGGGCCACCUGGAGAAGAUGGACCAGUUGGAGAGCAAGGAGUUAUUGGACUUCCGGGGAAUAUUGGACUGGAAGGAAGGCCCGGGGAAGCGGGAGAACCCGGAGAAGAUGGGUAAGAUUUGGAUUUAUUGGAAACAUUAGCGUUUAUACAAUUAGUUAAGCAGUGGGGAUUUGGAUCUUAUGAUUUUUUUGAAGCGUAUUUCUCACAGGGGUAUUUUUCAACAAAAAAUAACUAAUUGGGGAAAUUUUUUGUUCCGAGUCCGAAUUUUAAUUAAAAUUUUAAUUAUAAACCUAACAAUAAAUAUAAACUUUUUUCCAGUGACAUUGGAUUCCCCGGAUUUCCUGGAAUGGAUGGCCCCGACGGAGAGCCUGGUCGAAACGCAACUCGAGGUUCUGGCCCACCUGGUCCCAUCGGCCCGCCAGGCCCAAUUGGUGAGCCUGGAAUGCCUGGAGUCACCGGAGAACCGGGAGAAGAUGGGAAAGAGGGACCAGAAGGGCCUCCGGGUCCAGAAGGAAAACGUGGCGAGCGACCGGAAAUGGGGCCAGAUGGUUUGCCAGGGCCAAAAGGGCCACCAGGUUCUGAUUCGGGGUAUUGUCCAUGCCCGAAGAGAUCGAAAAAUAAGGACGCGGUGGUGAAAAUGAAUUUGGAGACUACAACUUCGACUUCGAGAAUCGAGACAAAAUCGGAUUUUGAAUCGAUUGAAUUUCUAACAUCAGCAGUUGAGGGAUAUUCCAAAAAGGUUGCUUGA